Molecule: messenger RNA, 969 nt
Organism: Penicillium waksmanii
Lineage: Eukaryota; Fungi; Ascomycota; Eurotiomycetes; Eurotiales; Aspergillaceae
Product: NAD(P)H-dependent flavin oxidoreductase
Exons: 5
Coding region: 1-969 (322 amino acids)
Molecular function (GO): nitronate monooxygenase activity
Source: RefSeq, a predicted model, not a curated record
AUGCCGUUCAACACUGCCCUGACGCGCAAGCUGGGCAUUCGCGUCCCCGUGGUGCAGGGAGGUAUGCAGUGGGUAGGAUACGCCGAGCUGGCUUCAGCCGUUAGCAAUGCAGGCGGCUUGGGUCUCCUCACUGCUCUCACUCAACCUACCCCCGAAGAUCUGCGCAAGGAGAUCCGACGAUGCCGCACCAUGACCAAGUACCCCUUUGGCGUGAACCUGACCCUCCUCCCCGCCCUUGUCAUCAUUGAUGAGGGUAUCAACAUUGUCGAGACCGCUGGUAAUAACCCGGGCCCUGUUAUUCAGCAGCUGAAGAAGGCCGGCUGUAUCAUCCUGCAUAAGUGUACCACCAUCCGCCACGCCAAGUCCGCCGUCAAGCUCGGCGUCGACUUCCUUUCCAUCGACGGCUUUGAGUGUGCCGGCCACGUCGGUGAGCACGAUAUUACCAACUUCAUCCUUCUCAGCCGUGCCCGCCAGGACCUGGGUGUGCCCUUCAUUGCCUCGGGUGGCUUUGCCGAUGGUCAAGGUCUAGCUGCGGCUCUCGCAUUGGGUGCCGAGGGUAUUAACAUGGGUACUCGUUUUAUGAGCACCGUCGAGGCCCCCAUUCACCAAAAGGUCAAGGAGGCUAUUGUCAACGCCCAGGAGACUGAUACUGCUCUUGUUCUCCGCCGCUGGAAGAACACAACUCGUCUGUUCGCCAACAAGGUUACCCAGGAUGCUCUGAAGGUUGAGCGUGAGAGCACAACGGGAGAUUUCAGCGAGAUCGGACCCUACGUGAGCGGCAAGCGAGGCCGCCAAGUUUUUGAGAACGGCGACGUUGACUUUGGAGUUUGGACUGCUGGCCAAGUCAUUGGUCUUAUUCAUGACAUCCCGACCUGCGCCGUUCUGCUCGACCGCAUCGAGAAGGAGGCCCAGGAGGCUAUGAAGCGGAGCCAGUCACUGUAUAUUGAUGCUCCUACCAGCAAGCUUUAA